Pteronotus mesoamericanus is the source of this 1775-nucleotide messenger RNA. It is a transcript of the gene IDH3A, whose product is annotated as isocitrate dehydrogenase (NAD(+)) 3 catalytic subunit alpha. Gene Ontology annotation, molecular function: isocitrate dehydrogenase (NAD+) activity; NAD binding; magnesium ion binding. Gene Ontology annotation, cellular component: mitochondrion. The record is from RefSeq and is a predicted model, not a curated record. Bases 93 to 1193 code for a protein of 366 amino acids. NCBI's taxonomy places the organism in Eukaryota, Metazoa, Chordata, Mammalia, Chiroptera, Mormoopidae. The transcript has 11 exons. Gene Ontology annotation, biological process: tricarboxylic acid cycle; isocitrate metabolic process.
AGGGGGCGUGGCCUCCGUGGAGCGUGAACUAGCGCGGGCUUAGCGGCUGCGCAGUAGAGUUGCUCAGUCGCCGAGGUGAGAAGAGAGACGCGAUGGCGGGGCCCGCGUGGAUGUCCAAGGUCUCUCGGCUGCUUGGGGCAUUUCACAACCCAAAACAGGUGACCAGAGGUUUUGCUGGUGGUGUUCAGACAGUAACUUUAAUUCCAGGAGAUGGCAUUGGCCCAGAAAUUUCAGCCUCAGUUAUGAAGAUUUUUGAUGCUGCCAAAGCGCCCAUUCAGUGGGAGGAGCGGAACGUCACCGCCAUCCAAGGACCGGGAGGGAAGUGGAUGAUCCCUCCAGAGGCCAAGGAGUCCAUGGACAAGAACAAGAUGGGCCUGAAAGGCCCUUUAAAGACCCCCAUAGCAGCUGGCCACCCAUCCAUGAACUUACUGCUGCGUAAAACCUUCGACCUUUAUGCGAACGUCCGACCCUGUGUCUCCAUUGAAGGCUACAAAACCCCUUACAACGACGUAAAUAUCGUCACCAUCCGGGAGAACACAGAAGGAGAGUACAGUGGGAUUGAGCACGUGAUUGUGGAUGGCGUUGUGCAGAGCAUCAAGCUCAUCACUGAGGAGGCGAGCAGGCGUAUCGCAGAGUUCGCGUUUGAGUACGCCCGGAACAACCACCGGAGCAACGUCACCGCCGUGCACAAAGCCAACAUCAUGCGAAUGUCAGAUGGGCUUUUUCUGCAAAAAUGCAGGGAAGUUGCAGAAAACUGUAAAGAUAUUAAAUUUAACGAGAUGUACCUUGACACAGUCUGUUUGAAUAUGGUCCAAGAUCCAUCCCAGUUUGAUGUUCUUGUUAUGCCCAAUUUGUAUGGAGACAUCCUGAGCGACCUGUGCGCAGGAUUGAUUGGAGGUCUCGGUGUGACACCAAGUGGCAACAUUGGAGCUAAUGGGGUCGCGAUCUUCGAGUCGGUUCACGGGACGGCCCCGGACAUCGCCGGCAAGGACAUGGCCAACCCCACGGCCCUGCUGCUCAGCGCGGUGAUGAUGCUGCGCCACAUGGGGCUGUUUGACCACGCCGCACGGAUCGAGGCGGCCUGCUUUGCUACCAUUAAGGAUGGGAAGAGCUUAACAAAGGAUUUGGGAGGCAAUGCAAAAUGCUCAGACUUCACACAAGAAAUCUGUCACCGAGUAAAAGACUUAGAUUAAGGCUUCCACAGGUGGCAUCCACAUCCGUCACCGCGGCCGACGCCACGUAAGCCUGGCAACACGCCCCGUUCCACGCGCACUUGGUGUCCUUGCUUCCUGACAGCACAUCUCUCGAUCUGGCCUUUUCACAAAGUCUGCGACGGAUGCAGGCGACGUCCCUGCAUCUGCUUUCAUGGGACUUUUCCACGUGCUUGUUUUAUUUAUUCAUGUCUAUUGAGUGUGCGUUUUUGUUAAACUCUACAUGGACUGUAUCAUUUGCCAUGGGCAACCAUUUUACACUUCAUUUAAAAUCAUUUUCCUCAGCUGUAAAUAUGAUACAGAAUUAAUAAGAGAAAACAUCUAACUUUCUAAAGAAAAAAUUGUUGUUAGUUUAUGAAAAAUAUAGUAGAAAUAAAACAGAAUAUUGACAUAUUAGCACAAGAUGACGUUCUUAAAAAAUGAACGGGCACUAGAGAAAUUUCCUAGGAAAGUCCAUAUCAAAAACCAUGACUAUGGUAUAUUUCUUUACGAUAUGGAAAACUAAGACUGAUUUGUCCUUUAUAUGAAUUACUGAGUAUGAAUAAAGACUUCAGAUCCAAGAAA